AUGAAUCACUGGCAAAAAAUUAACGGACAUUUGGGAAACAAAAAUAGCGGAAACUUGGAAUUAGAGGACUACGACGAAAAAGCUUGGUUUGGCGAAAGUGGGGUGCCCGACCCGAACAGUAAUCCUAUUGCCCGGGCAAUUGGCAUACUUUCUAUGCCAGAAACCAUGGAGAACUUAGAAAGUUUGUUUCGGGGGAGAGCGAAGGGAAUUCGUAAUGGAGGUGAAAAAGAGUUGAAAGAUUGA
Molecule: messenger RNA, 243 nt
Organism: Enterobius vermicularis (human pinworm)
Lineage: Eukaryota; Metazoa; Nematoda; Chromadorea; Rhabditida; Oxyuridae
Source: the annotation of a GenBank genome assembly